AUGGUUGAACGACAUGUCAACGACGUCGCACCGUGGACAGUUGAAAUCCCCGACCUCUUGGUCUCGGGCUUUCUUCGAGAACAUAUCGUCCACUAUGUCGAUGACGGCGCAGUCCCUGGAUACCCCCAUCCCGACAGCAACGGCUCCAUCGUCCUCCCCCGGGAAGCCAAAGCGGGUGCUUGCAUGUGUCCUUUGCCAGCAGCGAAAGUUCAAUGUGUUCCCAGCCCUUUACUUAAGCGACGACUAAGGCGAAGGCCCCCACAGAGAGAGCUCCUGGAGCGCAUAGCCAAGUACGAAGAUUUGCUCCGUCAGAACAACGUCAAGUUCGAACCACUCCACAACGAUAUUGGAUUGGAGAAGGGGAAAUCCGUCGCUGGGAGUGGCUACGGCUCUGACGGUGAGCCUCCAGAACAUAUGCACUCGGAGAUGCAAACUCCCUCGACCACCAGCAGGUCCGGAAGAAGUUACGGAGUCAAAAAUGUAUGGCAUGUCAUGAGUCAAGGGUUCCGAGACUCUGAUAGUGACAGCGUCGCCUCUCAUGAAAAUGAGCUUGAAAGCGCUGUGAAAGACGUUUACGAUCAAUCAGUUGUAAGCGAUGAUAACCUUUUGUUCGGUGCCCGCGGCCCAGCAGUCGACCUUUCCAGUCUACAUCCCGACCCAGUUCACAUCUUCCGGCUUUGGCAGAUCUACUCGGACAACGUAAAUCCGCUGCUCAAGGUUACACACACUCCCAGUCUGCAGGGACGUCUCAUUGAAGCCGUCAGUGACAUCUCCAAAAUCAGUCCCACCUUGCAAGCAUUGAUGUUCAGUAUCUACUGUAUCGCGAUCUCGAGCCAUGCGACCGAAGACUGCCAGCGACUUUUCGAUUGCCCGAAAGAAGAUCUUUUGAUGAGAUAUCACUAUGCCUGUCAGCAGGCGCUGUUAAAUUGCUCGUUCUUACGAACCAACGACCGUGAUUGCUUGACUGCACUAUAUCUCUACCUGGUGCGUAUGACCAACAGCUGGUUUCACCCUCCUAACAGCGCCAGAUCUCUGUCAGAUCCAGUUCAUUUCCUCAGUCCCUGUCGUCUGUGCUGGCUGUGGCAAUUCGCAUUGCCCGACGCAUGGGUAUCCAUACCGGAUAUGAAGAGACCGCCAGUAACGCAGGGAAAUACCACCGAAGCCCUUUUUGCUGUUGUUCGUUGUGAACUGGGUGAAGUGAUCCGCCAUUCCUCGACCCAUCUCGAUUUUACCACCCCAGCCCUGAAGGUUAACGUCGUUCCUUCCCAGAGCGAAGCCGAGGGAGAUGAAACUGAGCUGGUCAGGCUGGAGAAGAUGGUUGAGGACCGGUACCUCAGGCACUGUGACCAAGAGCACCCACUGCAGUUCAUGACGAUGUGGACGACACGCGCUCACCUGGCCAAAUAUCGCCUCCUGGAACAUCAGUCUCGGUAUUUUGGCUCAUCCUCACGACAGACAAGUGCGCAGCGACGCACCGCCACUUCUUAUGCGCUCACAAUGCUCGAAUGCAACACCAAGCUCAUGGCGUCACCGCUCACCAAGGGGUUCCGUUGGCUCAACCAAUUCUACUUCCCAUUCCCAGCCUACAUCCAAAUCGUGCAGGAGUUGCGAAGCCGGCCGCUGAGCAGCCAGGCCUGUCACGCCUGGGAAGUCAUGAGUGACAAUUACAGUGCGUGGUUCGGGCCUCACUUUCGGGAAGACAGUCCUUUCUUCCGCCUCUUCACCAAGUUGGUACUGCAGGCAUGGGAGGCGUACGAGGCAGCUCCCAAGCGACCGGAAGAUGUGUCGGUGACAGAGCCAAGAGUCGUCUCCUCCAUCAAGCACGCACUCUCACAAAUAGCCCUGCAUGCCCGGAAUGUCGAUACCGACCUGCCGAACAUGUUGACGAGGAAUUCCGACAUUGAUGAGGGCGGUCUAAUGAGGCCAAGUUCGAUGCACAUCACACCGACACCGACGCCGAUGGGGAUGGGGUUCUGGGACCGCGGCAUGCCAUACAAUAACAAUAUCGACAGCAACAGCAACAACGAGACACAGGAUGAUUUCGCCCUUUUCAGUGGACAGAUGGAUGCGAAUAUCAACAUGGCAGGGCAACUCGGACACCUCGACCCCUGGAACUGGACGGGAUUUGGCCGACAGCCUGGCUGGGAGGGCGUUUGA
Messenger RNA from Fonsecaea nubica, 2157 nucleotides. RefSeq lists its product as hypothetical. The record is from RefSeq and is a predicted model, not a curated record. NCBI's taxonomy places the organism in Eukaryota, Fungi, Ascomycota, Eurotiomycetes, Chaetothyriales, Herpotrichiellaceae. The transcript is spliced from 5 exons. Bases 1 to 2157 code for a protein of 718 amino acids.